Molecule: messenger RNA, 7940 nt
Organism: Varroa destructor (honeybee mite)
Lineage: Eukaryota; Metazoa; Arthropoda; Arachnida; Mesostigmata; Varroidae
Source: RefSeq, a predicted model, not a curated record
AUAAUAUAUUCUACUACCAAAAAGAAAAGCCAAUGCCAAUUCUCCUCAAGUUAAACGGCGUUCAGUGCUAAAAUUUUAUUAAACUCAAAUCGUCACUAAUUAAUCAAACUUCACACCACAGAGACAUAAGAUUUAGCAUUACGCUCUGAGAAAAGUACGUUUACAUCUUGUAAAAGUAAAUGUUGCAGAGGUUUAGUGAAUGUCACAUUGUGAAGAAAAUGGGUGUACACGAGGAUUCACGUGAUAUCAAUAUCAAGAUGCCAUCCAGAGACAUUUCUUUAAGGUCUGAGCCUAGAAAAUUAAAAAUGAUUCAAGUCAUAUUUUUGCUCAUAUAAAUAUUAUAUAUAUUUUUGCGUGCUUCCAAACGCAUGACACUACAAAGUAGGUAAUGCAAUACUGCGAUAACACGAUUCGAAAGUUCUCAGGAAAUUUUAUAUACUUUAGCUCAUAAAAAGUAGUAACAGACGUCGUUGAACGAUAAAGCAGACAGAAAAUACAUUACAAUUUCGUAUAGUGUAGCUUAAUAGUUCUGCUAAGAUUUUGUAGUAACGUAGUGUGUAGUGAUAGAUGCAAAGCUAAACUAAGAUUGCACUAGAUAUCUACACGGCUAUGGACUGAUAUGAGAAAACGGAAGAUGUAUUUAAAAAAGCUGCGACAUACUCUAUUUUAAAAGCAAUGAAAUGUAAUGAUUUGAGACCCUAGGGGAAAACCCGGAAAAACGAGUGCAAAGCUGAAGUUUAAGUCUGGAAAUUGAGGAAACUGUGGCACAUUUAUUUUGAACAGGACAACUAAGCAUUAAACAAUAGAGGCAUGUAUAAAUUUUACAAAGCCAAAGCAAGGAUAUGCUCUCGACGCGGGCGGCUCGCUCACCUGGUGCAAUGUUGUGUAAUGAUUCCAGUGCGUUGCAGCAUUCUUCUCGCUUUCCUCAUUUUAAAUAAGCCGUUUUCCAAUUUUCACAGCAGUGUAUUUUGUUAAUUAUUAGCGGUGUCGGUACAAACUGCCAUUUUCCUCCCUUGCAAAAAGUAAAAUUUUUACCCAAAAUCUUAUAAGUAGAUCUUAUAAGUUAAUGUAAGUUUUCAGGAAAUUUCCACGGUUACCCGACAGAUCGCAAAAAAAAGUCAAGUUAGUUUUAGUAGUUUAGUGUAUAAAUAAGUUCCUGGAAUUUAAUGACCAGCAGAAUAUAUAUAUUAAUACAAACACUUUUCAUUACGUACAAUCUAGGAGUACAACAAGAUUUAGGAAUAUGGAGUUGUCUUGUAACACACAGCGGUUGGGUAUUAAAAUAUUUAGCAUUAUGUUCUACAGUGAAAUUCAAGGAAUUUCAUACUUGAGUAUAUUAUUUAUUUGCAAUAAUUAAAAAUGUUUUAUUAAAAUGGGCGUUUUAAUCAUCAAUAAAGCUCGGCAAAUUAUUUGCAAUCCACCAAACAGUGCUACCUUGCGAUUUUCUCGACUGGUAGCUGGCACUAGGUGCAAUAUUGUUGCGCUUGGCAGAUCGAUGAAAUUUUGAAAAGUGGCGUUACUACAACGUUAAAUUCAAACUAUUUUAUUUAGACAGAAUUCUAUUUUCAAACUAUGGGUUUGAAAUUUAAAAAAAAGUUUAAUCCCAAGCUAUUGCCGAGAACGUAUGAAAGGCAUUAGAGUCUAAAAUGUAUUUUUAACAUUCAGCAGACAGAACGAUACCCUCAAAUGGAACCUAGUUUUUUAAUGCGCCGAUUUACAUUAAAACAAGUGUCAUUGAAAUAUUCUAUAAAUUAUAGAUUUAGGUGUGUUUCUAUCACGAGUGGUAGCGAAGUCUCAGACUAGUGUCUCCACAAUAUUUUCUAGGCUUGUCGCGAAUCCGGUAGCAAUCCGGUCCCAGUAUCACAUUUUUCCACGUGAUGUCUGUUUAUUUAAACCUUCUGGGCAUAAUAACCCUAAUCUACCCAACUUACGCGCAAGAAAUGCUUACGCGUUGUUUUCUAUAGUUAAAAACAGUUUGUAUUCCGAUAGAGAAACAUUUGUCUCACAGACAGUUGGUGUGCACGACUAAAUUUGGGCCAGCUUCUUUUCUCAUUAAGUAAAAAUUUAUCCAGUGUCCAUUCUUACUCUACUGCUAAACAUUCUUGAGACCUUUGAUAUCAAAAAUUUAAGGAAGCGGUAACUGCCCAGCGAAGUGGCGUAACACUUAGCAACGCUGCAGCUAUCGUAAAGUAAGUAGUUUUAAAAUUUACGUUUCUGAUAUCCUUAAGACAAAUAAUGAUAAAUAUAUACAAACUGUUAUCCAGGAAAUUAAAUACAGUUUCUAUUGUCUUUCGGUACGUUACGUAUAAUUUUAAUAUGUAGUUUUGUGUUUCAGCUCGCUUUAAAUGCUGUGAACUUUUAUCUUUCUUCUUUAUUAUUUAAACAAGAACGGAUCCCUUGUCAAGCAAAGGAGCUAACACAUUCAUACAUUUUAUUCAUCAUUUCUGUUUGUUAUUUUGGAUCUCUUGUCUUCCAUGCAAUCUCGCAAAGGUCUGAGGAAGUGUAACUCUAUGGAGAAAAGUGUAGGCUAUAAGCCGGGCUCGAAAAGGUCAUCGUCCAUGGUCUGUCAGAAUUUGCGAAGUCGUUAAAGCUGCAAAGUCAAAUAUUGUUAAGCAACAAAAUUAAUUUUCGCAGUCCUUUGACUCCUUAAAAUUCAUAUAUUAUCAAUUGGUUAGUUCAUUUGUCGUGUUGAGUUAAAGUGCCGCCUGCAUUCGUGAUUUCACUUUUUUUAAAAAAAACUUCAAACAAGCGUUUCCGUUAGACUCGAACAAAUAUCCUAAGUGUUAAUGUGGAGGGUUGUUUGGAAUUUGACUUAAUUUCAACGGUAUAAAAUGUAAUGAUUAUUUUUUUAUAUUAAAGAUCGGCUUAAAAUAGAGAUUAUUUAUUUUCCUGCCGUGAGGGCAAUUUUGUGUAUACCUUCGACGCUGUAAUAAUGGUGAUUUUGGUAAAUUCAUGUAAGGCCCACCUUCCUGCCUUUAAAGCCUUUUCGAGUGUAUGCAGACGAUUCAGGAUGGUGGGGACACUUGCUCAUAUAUGUACAAAAAGUUCUAGGGUUAACUGGGCUAAAUUUUAAGGCAAUUGUCCCUUCAAUUUAUCGUCAUCCGCUUCACGCAAACAUCCUAAGCGUACUUUGUGUUUCCAAUCCAAAUCUCCAAUUCUAAUUGAUGAAAAUCAAUUUCCGCAAACUUUAUAAAGUAAUACUUACCUCCUCUUUAAUCUUGUAGGUAAUCCUUAUUUAUUAUAAUUUUUUUGUACCACUGUAGCAGAAAUUAUAGGAUUAUAACAGGAGUUGCACUGCAGUGCAUGCUUUUAGGUGCGGUUCACCAUCGCACAUAGGCUAAAAUAAUACAAAACAUCGAGUAAUCAUGAAUUAUAAGCAUUUAACUUCAAUUUUUAAGAUUUUUCAGGAACAAAAUAUUUAUUUUUCAACUAUACCCAUGAGAUAUGUCACAGUCUAUAGAAAGUGCAGAGGUUGUUACGGUGGCGGCAGCCAGCGGUGGACACAUAAAUCAAGUGACUCACGUGGCUCAGGGCGGACACGUUACCUCGCAUGGUGCUCCCGCGGGUCUUCAGGUAGUUCAGGUACUGGAGGACUGUGCGCUCGUGGGAGAAGACGGAACACAGCACGUGCUGUUGCAAGCCCCGCAUGAUGACGGUAGUACCGAUUAUGACUUAGAUUCACAGGACGGUGUUGAAGACAAUCGAAUAGCUAGAAAACCCCAUUCUAAGAAGCCCCUUCUUACGCUUAGCGUGCGUGAGAAGACUGCCAUCUGCAGGUACAAAGCACAGCAUCCGGACUGCAACCAGCGACAGAUUGCUGAGCACUUCACAAAAUUGUGGAACAAGGAAAUUUGUCGUCGUCGCGUAAGCGAUAUUCUAAUUCAGAAGGAAAAAUGGUUUGAGGUGGAGAGACGAGUGAAAGGUGAUGCAGACAAAACAUUUCGGGAUGGCAAGUUUUCCAAUCUUGAGAAGCUCGUCUAUGAGUGGAUCGUCGACGUCGUUAGAUCAGGGGGCCGCGUAUGGGACGAUGAUGUGCGGCGUUCGGCAAAGCGGCUUGCUGAAAUGCACGACGUCAAAUCGUUCGUUGCGUCACAGGGUUGGUUAACGGGGUUUCGAAAAAGAUACGGGCUCAAACAGAAUGAUGAGCAGGGCGAUAUUAUGAUCGAGAUCGAUGUUGACAGUCACCAGAGCUCUCAAAAUCAACAUCAUCAACAACAACAUCACGCCUCCCCAAUCGAGUACGGGCACAGAGAUGAGAAUCAAAUCCAGUUGCUUCAAGGAAACGAGGGUCAGUCGUACACAGUCAAUAUCACCGUUGACAGUAGCGGUAACGCUUCACAAACGCAUUCUCCUCAAGUGGGAGUUUCACAUCAUCCACACAUUGUUGGGGCAGUCAGUGUUGGAAACUCCGGAGCGCAAUUAAAUCCUGUCAACCCGCAUGUAGGUCGUGGUGGCGUUCAAGGCCCUCAAAAUCAUCAUGACGGCCAGCUGAGUGAUAUUGAAACCGGUGAUAGUGCUGAUGAAGACCACGAGGCGAACAUUGGAUUAGCGCAACCAUCACAAACUCAGCUACCGGUCAAUGUUAGUUCUGUGGGAACCGAAGCCAGUAAUAUAGCCUUGGACGACAUUGUAAAAACGAUCAUUUACGGUGGGCCAUCGACAACAGCCCAAGUCAUUUCUGGUGCUGCUCAGCAAAACACCGCCACGGAACAGUAUUUUCAAGACACGAACACAACUGGUACAAGCGGAGCGCCAGGCACGGCGAUCACAUCUUCGCCAAAGAGUCGCUUAGUCGCGCGGGCAACUAUGACAGCUGUACUUGUCAGAAAAGUUUUAGUGGCUACAAAACGAAAGCUUGACGCCGAAACAGAGAUGAUCCGUGAACAGAAACAGAGACAUUUUUACGAAGCGAAAAUGUUCGAUGAAAGGCGAAAAAGAUUAGCCGAAGAACGCGAGCUUAUAGCUGCCCAAAGGCGGAAGCUUGACGCGGAAACCAGGUUUUUACAGGAACAGCAACGUAAUGAAGUAAUCCGGCGCGAGCUAUUAUUGGCUGAUGUAAGCGCAAUCAAGGGCAAUGGCUUCGGCUCCGCGUCGGGCACCAUUGGAAGUAUGAGUUUACGUCAGGGUAGAGUUCAUUCUCAGCAACCUAUCCCUAUACAAAUAAGUGGAACAACAUCAGCCACAACAACAUCUGGGACUAAUAUACAUCAUUUAACAGGCGAACAUAAAGCGAACACGAGUUAUGUUACCGUCGUAACUGGGUCUACCGAGUGAUAGUCAUUGGUUGAGAUCAAAUUUAAACGCUGGUAGUACGCACGUAAGCGACUACAUGGCUAGGACUAGCCGAUUGCACAUUUAGUAUUACCUUUGAUGUUAAAGGAGAGGAAAUAAUGGUGGACAAACAAAAGCCGUUUCGUUCUUCUACUGCCUCCCUUCGCUCCAUUCAUGUGUGAUGUGUAUGCAUAUAACCAGCAUUAGGCUGUAUCUGACCAGGCUUCUGAUGGUCUACAAAUACCUAACACUACGGACAUUGCAAAAGCCAAGUUUGGCCGAGACAGAGACCUCUUCACGGUUGAAGUGUAAAUACAGCAUGAAUUUAUAUAUAUUUGUUGCUUAACGACAGAAGACAAAAAAAAUCACUCAUACAAAGAUAUAGUCUCAUAAAUUUAAUACUCAAACUCCAUUAUUUUCUUUCUCACUAUCAAAACUAUAGGAGACUAAAAUACACGAUAACUGACUUUGUUUGAGGAAUUGCUAUAGAAACGUUUGUAAAUAGAAAUUUACGUAGUUUCAUUACACUUGGAUCGUGGUUAUCGUACAACACUGUGUUUGAUCUAACUCUCCUUUAUACUAUACCUUGUAAUGAUCGAGCUAAAGAGCCAGUUGGUCAAAUAUGUUAGAAGGAACAAAACUGUAAUUCCCCUGGGGAUAAUAUUCAUUUCAAGCAAAGAGGUUUACAACCGUUUCAGGCAUCGCGAGUAUAAGGGCCCAAAAGGAUGAUGGAUAUUUCUUUGUAUUAAUUAAUAAAUUAGUUGGAACACUUCGUAUCAAACCACAGAUAUGGUCACUUAUUACAUGGCUAUAUAGAAGCGUCAAGGCUUGUUUUAAAAAGAUAUCUAAGGUCUAAAACUGCCUUAACGCUUGUCAGAAAGGUGCAAUCAAUGACAGGUCCUUAUGGCAUGAUAAAAUAUACUGAUUUCAAAUAUCCUCGGGAUGCAGAUAGCAUCUUAUAUUAGGAUACUUACACUAGCAAGAGUUCACAUAUAGGGGAAAAUAGGGGUACUCGGAACAGGGCUGUAUGAGCCAUUCUGAUUUUUUUCUAGCAAUUGAAGGUUUAUAUUUUAAUAUUACCAAGCCUUUGAAAUACACGCGCAUUAAAAAAUCUACUCCUGUUCGCGACACAAGAUUUUUUUCGUUUAAUAAGAUUACAAAAGGUAAAAUUACGUGCGACGGAUGAAUGUUCGCAUUUCAUCGAACUCUUGUUGAACGAAAAAGAAGUGAAAUAAGGACUUCCUUUUUGUAUCACCAUUUCGUCUGUCCCAAAGCCACGCCUUCAAAGGCGAUGCUGAAAAGAAUUAAUUUGUAGAAGUCAUUAUAUUAUAUUGAGCUAUAUUACAAUAUAACAAGCUUACACAAUAACCUUGGGCACUUCAUAUGUAUACACUUCAUUUCGAGAACAUAUAGGACCGGAUGCCUUCGAUGCUAAUUUUAUGGAGAAAUUAAAAGAACUAAACGGUUUCAGAGUACAACAACACAGAACAACGUGCCAGGCAUAUUAGUCUUUGAAACACAUUGCCAUGACCUUAUUGCCAUAAUGCAUUGUUCAAACGCACCUUAUCGUGGAUAAUUAUGAAAUCAUAAAUAAGAAUAUUCCAUAAUGAUUUAUACCAGAAUCAUAAAUAAUUAUACUAGUUAUAUAGAUUUCAGUGCGGUCAACUCUGCUUCAGAGAAUGGUGUACACAUAUAUUAAAGACGGCUUCACACCGCGCAGUAGAGCCUUGUGGCCUGUAGUGAACGAAUCGUAAUCGUAAACUUGUCUAAUUUAUAGUAAACAAAUGGCUUCUCCAGCCAUAAUCUGAAUAUUGUCUAUAUUUAAAAGCAUUUUUCUUUUAGUUUUGUCAAACAACUGAUUUCUUCGUCCAAAAUCUUUAGUGGCCGGACUACGCUCACCUCCAGGCUGUAUAACCCCAACCUUGUGGGUCUAUAUGGCAAAUGACAUAUUUUAAAUUAUUAUUUUCUUGAAAAUGAGUGAAUUUAAGUAAGUCCAUUUCGGUCACACAACAGAGGAGUCCUAGAAUAAUAUACGAAUACAGUUUCUAUGGUUUUUCCAUAACAUUGUUUUUAACGACAGCAUUAGCUUUUGGUCCAUAUAGUUCUACAUUCCUUAAUAUGUGCCAAAAAUGAUCUUUCUGAUUUUUUGCAUAUAAGUAUACUUCCAUGAAAAAAUAUAAUGCAUAAAAUAACAGAGUAUAUUUUCUUUUCGCAAAAAAUCAUUUAAAGUCUAGACUUCAAUGAAAACUGGUGGGAAAACUAUUUUUUGGGCAGUCAUUUCAAAAAUCGUUGAUGAUUUACGAAUUAUCUAAAUAGAAAAGUUGCUUAAUGGUUCGAGAUUUAGACAAUGGCGCAAGAUAUGAUUUUAAAAAAACAUCGAAUUUACAAAAUACUUUCGUAGUGUCCUAAGUGGCGCACUAUUUACAUGAAAACUCUAACGUUAGUUUCAUCUCGAAUAACCCAAUAACUAGAAUACUCAUAAGAUAUAACGGGUUAACGGUACCAAAGUGAUGGUUUGAUUAUAAUGAAAGCACAGGAUAUAUUACAGAAGAAAAUGGGAUAAUUUGUAAUACAACAUACAUUACAUAGUUUAAAAUCGACAUUUUCUAAAAAGGGUAUGUGGUGUUCCAAUACACUGCAGUAAAAUUUUGCUUUUCGUACGAAGUUCG